AUGCAAUCAACCAUCCAUAUCACAGCCGAUCAAGAAGUGGACGCUCAUGCACCAUCCAGCACAUACUACACCACAGGGCUCAAUGCAGGCGGGGUUAUUGGACGUCUCAAGUCAUACACUGGCCGUGCAACCAAAUUGCAUGAUUCGCCCGUUGCACCAAGGAAACGACGUGCUUCACAUGAUGACAAGAGCAAAGCACAGAAAUUCUUGAUUGACGUGCAAGAGACACAACGCAUCUUGGUUGAGCAAGAAGACACCGAUGGCGACUUUCAAAUUACCGUUAAUGACCUUGGUCCAAAAUCAUUUUCAGUGGGCACAGCUGAUUCUGGUGGUUAUCGCAAGAUUGAUAUUCGUGGAACCUACAUGUUGUCCAACCUUUUACAAGAGUUGGCAUUGGCGAAGGAUUAUGGACGAAAGCACAUUGUGCUUGAUGAGGCACGUUUGAAUGAGAAUCCUGUGGAUCGGCUCUCUCGCAUGAUUCGACACAAUUUUUGGCAAGGAUUGACUCGGCGUAUUGAUGCUGAUGGUCUGGAGCUUAUUUGUGCUGAUACCAAAAAUCGAUCUGCCAAUCACAAUCCACGCAUUUAUAUCCCAUACAACGAGGAUGAGGUGUAUGAGUACUACAAGCAAGUAGCAGAGACACGCAAACAUUUGAAUUUGGAGGUGGAAAGGCUUCCUGAAAAAAUCACUCCCGAAUACGUCAAGAGCAUCAAUGAUCGACCUGGUAUAUUGACAUUGGCCAUGAGACGUGCACCAGCUGAACGAGGUGGUGGAUUGGUGGGUGUACCAUUCGUAGUCCCUGGUGGCCGCUUCAAUGAGAUGUAUGGUUGGGAUUCAUAUUUUAUUGGAUUGGGUCUGCUCAUUGAUGAUCGUUGGGAGCUUGCACGUGACAUGGUGGACAACUUUGUAUAUCAAAUCAUCCAUUACGGCAAGAUUCUUAACGCCAAUCGCUCUUAUUACUUGGCACGUUCUCAACCACCCUUUGUCACCGACAUGGCCCUUCGCGUAUACGAGCAAUGGCAACCACAAGAAAACAAUGAUGAUGAGCGUAAGGCAUGGUUACGGCACACUUUGCAAGCUGCAAUGAAGGAAUAUCACACUGUGUGGAUGGGGUCUCCUCGUUUAGACCCAAAGACCGGGUUGUCAAGAUACAGACCAGACGGCCUUGGUAUUCCACCUGAAACCGAAGCCUCUCAUUUCGACCAUGUGAUUGAGCCUUAUGCAAAUCGUCUCGGCAUCACCAAAGAAGAUUACAUGCAAAAAUACAAUGAUGGCAUUAUCAAGGAGCCUGAAUUGGAUGAGUACUUUUUGCAUGAUAGGGCCGUUCGUGAGUCUGGGCAUGAUACCACCUAUCGCUUUGAAAAGGUGUGCGCCAACUUGGCAACAGUAGAUCUCAAUUCGCUGCUCUACAAGUACGAAGUUGAUAUUGCUUAUGCUAUCCGUAACAUCCUUGAUGGCGAUCUUUUGGAUUCAGAUGGUGUGCCUCAAGAUGCUGAUGUAUGGGAAGAACGUGCUCGUUUACGCAAAGAGCGGAUCGACAAGUAUUUGUGGAAUGAGGAGCAUAGCUUGUACUACGAUUAUGACACCGUCAAGGAGGAACAAACAACCUAUGAAUCCGUUACAGCAUUCUGGACCAUGUGGGCUGGAUGUGCAAGCCAUGACCAAGCUAAAAAGAUGACGAGUCAAUCAUUGCAUAAAUUUGAAGCUAUCGGUGGUUUGGUUUCAGGAACAGAAGAAUCACGUGGAGCUAUUUCUUUGGAUCGACCUAAUCGACAAUGGGACUUUCCCUUUGGUUGGGCACCUCACCAAAUCAUGGCUUGGAAGGCAUUUGACAACUACGGCAUGCAUGAUGUUGCUGCUCGUUUAGCUUAUCGAUGGCUCUAUACUAUCACCAAAUCAUUCGUUGACUUUAACGGCGUUGUUCCAGAAAAAUAUGACGUUGUCAGUCUUACGCACAAGGUGCAAGUGGAAUACGGCAACGUUGGAACCGAUUUCAAGUUUGUACCUCGAGAAGGGUUUGGAUGGAUGAAUGCAGCAUACCAAAUUGGCUUGAACAUGAUCAAUACACAAAUGCGUCGUGCUUUGGGUACUUGCACGAACCCCGAUUUAUUCUUUGAACGUGCUCUCAAGAGACAAAACAUGUUCAACGAGACACAUUUACGACGUCGAAAGUCAUCUGAAGCAGCUGCAAAGGCGAUCACACGCAACGGCAGUGUAAGAGCUGCUAUUACCCGCAUUGGAGCAGAGUCUGGCAUUGGUGGAUCCACAAGCGACACGAAUUUUGUUGAAUUGACUGAACCCAUCCCAUUCGAUCAGCGCAGCACCUAA
Messenger RNA from Lichtheimia ornata, 2328 nucleotides. RefSeq lists its product as uncharacterized. Gene Ontology annotation, cellular component: cytoplasm. Gene Ontology annotation, biological process: trehalose catabolic process. Gene Ontology annotation, molecular function: calcium ion binding; alpha,alpha-trehalase activity. The record is from RefSeq and is a predicted model, not a curated record. Bases 1 to 2328 code for a protein of 775 amino acids. NCBI's taxonomy places the organism in Eukaryota, Fungi, Mucoromycota, Mucoromycetes, Mucorales, Lichtheimiaceae. The transcript has 5 exons.